Molecule: messenger RNA, 5157 nt
Organism: Menidia menidia (Atlantic silverside)
Lineage: Eukaryota; Metazoa; Chordata; Actinopteri; Atheriniformes; Atherinopsidae
Source: the annotation of a GenBank genome assembly
AUGUCCAAACCCGUGCUUAAGAAAAACCACUGGACGACCAGGGUGAGCGAAUGCACUGUUUGUAAAGAUGCCCGCGGGGACCUGAACGUCUCACUGCGCGGCGGUGCGGAACACGGAGAGUUCGCCUACAUUGGGCAAAUUAAGGAGGACCUGGUGGCGUACGGCUAUGGGAAAUUAAAUGAAGGGGAACUGCUGCUGGAAGUGGAGAACCUCUCGAUUUCUGGAUUACCCUUGUACGACAUACAGACGGUGAUAAAGAACUGCAAAGGUCCCGUGAGGUUGAAAACUGUCAAACAAGGAACCAAGCUGAACAAGGACCUGAAGCAUUAUCUGAGCCAGCGCUUCCAGAAGUCCUCCCCGGACCACGAACUGCAGCAGACCAUCCGCAACAACCUGUACCACCAUGCAGUGCCUUGUACUACUCGCGCCUUACGUGACGGAGAAGUUCCUGGUGUGGACUACAACUUCCUCUCAGUAGAAGACUUCCUGGAGUUGGAGAAGAGUGGGACGCUGUUGGAAAUAGGAACAUAUGAUGGUAACUAUUAUGGGACACCCAAGCCACCGGUGCAGCCCCCCAGUGGGAAAGUGAUUAGCAGUAGCGGUAGUGGCGGUGAUGCCCCACUGUCCGACGGGCUCAGCUCCCAGCACUCCACGCCCCGACGCGCCAAGUCCUACAAUGACAUGCAAAAUGCUGGACUAGGGUUCGGAGAGCAGCAGCUGGAGGACGACGAGGACCUCCCUGACAUGAACAGCAGCUACACAGGAGACUCUAGUGAAUUAGACGAAAUUCACCACUCGGUGCGCCCUUACGCCCCCCGCCAGAGUGACCCGCCCUACUCUGGGAUAACCCCCUCACCAUCGGCCACCACGGAGAGCACACAGCAGUCACACUCCCACCUGAGCCAUCCUCCCCCAGAGGACCCGCUGGGACCUCUGCCUGACAACUGGGAGAUGGCCUACACGGAGAACGGAGAGGUCUACUUUAUAGACCACAAUACAAAGACCACCUCCUGGAUAGACCCCCGGUGCCUGGACAAACCUCAGAAGCCCCUGGAAGAAUGUGAAGAUGAUGAAGGGGUGCAUACAGAGGAGUUGGAUAAUGAUUUAGAACUUCCACCAGGAUGGGAGAAAAUAGAUGAUCCAGUGUAUGGGGUCUACUAUGUUGAUCAUAUCAACAGGAGGACCCAGUAUGAAAAUCCCGUGCUUGAGGCUAAGAGGCGCAGGCAGCUGGAGCAGCAGCAGCCUCAGCAGCCUCAGCCUCAAAGCCAGCAGCCACCUGAAGAGUGGAUUGAGGACUCGGCAUUGGCAGGUGCCCCACUGGCCAGCUAUGCAGCCAACCACGAGACCUACAGGGACCCUCAGACAGGUCCCCCGGUGCCCAAUGCCAUGGGACAAAAACGUGGGAAGCCUUUCUUUACUCGGAACCGAUCUGAGCUCAAGGGGACCUUCAUUAACACCAAACUGAAGAAGAGCCGCCGGGGCUUCGGUUUUACCGUGGUUGGAGGGGACGAGCCGGACGAGUUCCUGCAGAUUAAGAGUUUGGUUCUUGAUGGACCUGCGGCACUCGAUGGCAAAAUGGAGACAGGUGACGUGAUCGUGAGUGUAAACGACACGUGUGUGCUCGGCUACACGCAUGCCCAAGUUGUAAAGAUUUUCCAGUCGAUCCCGAUCGGCUCCAUGGUCAACUUGGAGCUGUGCCGCGGCUACCCGCUGCCUUUCGAUCCCGACGACCCAAACACCAGCCUGGUUACCUCGGUGGCUAUUCUCGACAACAAAGAUCCCAUCAUAGUGAACGGCCAGGAGGUCUCUAACAGCUACGAGUCGCCACCCAGCCACAGCAGUCAGAGCACAAACAACGGCCCGGCCAACGGCGGGGGGGUACCCCUCAACGGCCUCCCCCGGCCCCAGAGCCCCUCCACAGAGGUGGCCUCCGAUACUUCCUCCCAGCACGGCUACUCCAGCGACGUGGUCACCCUGGCCUCGGCCAUCGCGACGCAACCAGAACUCAUCACGGUACACAUGGAGAAAGGAGACAAGGGCUUCGGCUUCACCAUCGCGGACAGCCCCGGCGGUGGAGGGCAGAGAGUGAAGCAGAUCGUGGACUACCCGCGCUGCCGAGGCCUCAGGGAGGGGGACAUCAUCGUGGAGGUGAACAAGAGAAAUGUCCAGAGCAUGUCUCACAACCAGGUGGUGGACCUCCUCAGCAAGUGUCCGAAAGGCAGCGAGGUCACGAUGCUGGUGCAGCGCGGAGUGGCACCUACAAAGAAGAGCCCAAAACUGGAUGAUUUUGCACUGGCUCCACCGUACAGAGAUUACACUAGGAGGCAGUUGUCAAGAAAGGACAGUCAGAACAGCUCCCAGCACAGCGUGUCCAGCCACCGGAGCGCCCACACGGACUCGCCCGUGCACCCGUCCCUGGCACCUCCCCUCAGCGAGAGCUCCGCUCCCCCGCCCCCCUCACAGCCAUUGCCGGGCCUUCCGUCCCAGGACUCCCAAGCAGAGGGCACCAUCCAGAGAAAACCGGACCCUUUUAAGAUCUGGGCCCAGUCCAGGAGCAUGUAUGAAAGUAGGCUUCCAGACUUCCAGGAGCAGGACAUUUUCCUGUGGAGGAAGGACACAGGGUUUGGCUUCAGGAUCCUUGGAGGAAACGAGCCAGGAGAACCAAUCUACAUUGGCCACAUAGUGAAGUACGGCGCUGCGGACGAGGAUGGACGCCUCCGGUCCGGGGACGAGCUGAUAUGCGUGGACGGCACGGCAGUGGUGGGCAAGUCUCACCAACUGGUGGUGCAGCUGAUGCAGCAGGCCGCCAAACAGGGCCACGUAAACCUCACCGUGCGCCGCAAAACCAGCUACGCGGUGAAAGCGGAGGGAGACGUGCCUCCGUCGCCGGCCUCCUCGCACCACAGCAGCACGCAGGCGCCCAGCCUGAGCGAGGACCUGGGGAAGCGCACGCUGCAGGGCAGCCAGAACUCCCUCAACACCGUCAGCUCCGGCAGCGGCUCCACCUCCGGCAUCGGCAGUGGAGGCGGCGGGGGAGGGGGAGGGGGAGGGCCCGGGAUGGGCGUCGGCGGGAACGCCGCGGUCCCCCCCUACGACGUGGAGAUCCGCCGCGGCGAGAACGAGGGCUUUGGAUUCGUCAUCGUCUCGUCGGUGUCUCGUCCCGAAGCAGGCACCACGUUCGCUGGAAAUGCAUGUGUGGCCAUGCCUCACAAAAUAGGACGCAUAAUCGAGGGGAGCCCGGCGGACCGCUGUGGGAAGUUGAAGGUGGGCGACCGCAUCCUGGCCGUUAACGGAUGUUCCAUCACCAACAAGUCCCACUCUGACAUCGUCAACCUCAUCAAGGAGGCUGGGAACACAGUCACUCUUCGCAUUAUUCCUGGAGAUGAAUCUUCGAAUGCAUCGUUGUUGACAAAUGCAGAGAAGAUCGCCACUAUAACCACAACUCACACACCUCAGCAACAGACUGCACCCGAGGCCAGGACCAACACCAAACCAAAACAGGAAUCUUUUGAGUUUAAACCCCCACAAGCCCCGCCUCCCCAGCCACCAACUCAGCAGGCUUCACCUCAGGAUUCUGAGUUCUAUUCAGUGGACCUGGAGCGUGAUAACAAAGGCUUCGGCUUCAGCCUGCGAGGAGGCAGAGAAUACAACAUGGACCUGUACGUGCUGCGGCUGGCUGAGGACGGAGCAGCCGUGCGCAACGGAAAGAUGAGGGUUGGAGAUGAAAUCUUGGAGAUCAAUGGUGAGAGCACCAAGGGCAUGAAGCACGCACGAGCCAUCGAGCUCAUCAAAAAUGGAGGCCGACGUGUCCACUUGGUGCUCAAGAGGGGGGACGGCUCUGUGCCUGAAUAUGGGAUGGCCGCUCCCCAUCUCUCUACAUACCACGACGGCAGCGCCAACGACGGCGGCACCGCCGACCCAGCCGCAGGGUUACAAAACCCUGCGGAAGUGAACGCGACGCCCCCAACCAACGCGCCAUCCGAGAAAAGCUACCCACCAGAACCCAAGCAAUCAUCCCGGAGCAAGGCGGAGCCGGGCCGGCGCGCCCACGGGGCCGGCAAGCACCACCGCUCCCACCACCGCCACCACUCCCCCAACAAGAGGGGCGCCGGGAAACACAAGGGGAAGAAGUCGCCGGGGAAGAACCCGCUCAAGGCGCUGAAGAAGAAGGACGAGAAGAAGAGCGACGGCCAGCAGCAGCAGCACCGCAGCCGCCACCGCUCCCCCCGCAGGGGCGACGCCCGCUCCCGCAGCGCCGAGAACACCCUGGAGAACCGGGACCGGGGGCGCGAGCGCCACCGCUCCCCCGAGAGGUACCGCCGCCAGCGUUCACCCCACCGUUCCCCCCGCCGCUCCCCCUACCGCUCCCCCCACGGCCGGAGGUCCCCCUACCGCUCCCCCCACGGCCGCAGGUCCCCCCACCGCUCGCGCCACCACCACUCCCCCACGCGCCCCCGCGCCAAAUCCUCCGACCCCUACCGGCACGCCUCCCCCGAGAGGCAGCGGCCCCGCGGCAACGAGAAGCCCAACGGAAGCGAGGCCGUAUUGAAGGAGUCAACCGCCAAGACUCCUGAACCCAGCCUCCUCCCGUUCGAGGACAGCAUCCUGCGAGAGAGCCCCGCCCCGGAGCGCCUGAACAGGGAGGCCGCGCUCCCCCCGCCGCGGCGAGAGCCCCGCCCGUACGGAGAGGACAGCCUGCUGACCAGAGCCUCCUCCAUGGAGAGGGCCUACAGGGGGGACAGGCCCCUGAGGGAGGUGGCGCUGCGGGGCCAGCGAGACCCCUACAGGGAGGCCAACCUGCCCAGGGUCCGCACGCCCGACUCGGAUUUGGCCUACCUGAGGUACAGCUCGCUGCUGAGGGGGCGCUCACCCGAGGUGACGGAGAGGGAGGGGCGCUACGCCAGCCGCGCCAGCACCCCCGAGCCUCGGUACCGCGCCCGCAGCCUGGGGAGGGACGUCUCCCCCGUCAGACGCUCCAGAAGGGACGACUCGGAGGACGAAGAAGACGACGACGAUUUUGUAGCCGCGAGGGUGAAAGAAUACUACAGCACGCUCAAGACCAACAGCAGCCAGUCAUCCAGGCCCCCGCUGCCCGAGCCCCAGAGCACCUACAAGGAGAAGGCCUACAAGGACAAUCCCAAAGACCUGAGCAUCUGA